AUGGCAACACGAAAGAACAAGGACAAGGGAGACAAGCUCACGCGUAUUGCCAUCGUGAGCAGCGACAAAUGCAAGCCCAAGAAAUGUAGGCAAGAGUGCAAGAGGUCGUGCCCCGUGGUGAAGAUGGGCAAGCUCUGCAUCGAAGUCACCGAGAAGGACAAGCUCGCCACCAUCUCCGAGGAGCUGUGCAUCGGUUGUGGUAUCUGCGUGAAGAAGUGCCCCUUCAAGGCCAUUCAGAUCAUCAACUUGCCCAAGAACCUCGAGUCCGCCACUACUCAUCGCUACGGUUCCAACUCCUUCAAGCUUCACAGGCACGUGCUCGGUCUCGUCGGCACCAACGGUAUCGGCAAGUCCACUGCCCUCAAGAUUCUUGCCGGCAAGCUCAAGCCGAACCUUGGUCGAUGGAAUUCGCCGCCCGAUUGGCAGGAGAUUUUGACCUACUUCAGGGGCUCUGAGCUUCAGAACUACUUCACCAAGAUUCUCGAGGACAACCUCAAGGCCAUCAUCAAGCCGCAGUAUGUGGACCAGAUCCCCAAGGCCGUCAAGGGCAACGUCUCCAAGAUCAUGGAACAGAAGGACGAGCGUUCGAUCAAGGAUGAAAUCUACGACCAGCUCGAUCUCAACACCGUGCUGGACCGCUCUGUGGAGGCCCUGUCCGGAGGAGAGUUGCAGCGUUUCGCCAUCGGCGUGGUCUGCGUGCAGGAGGCCGACAUCUACAUGUUCGACGAGCCCAGCUCCUAUCUGGACGUGAGGCAGCGUCUGCGCGCUGCCCGCACCAUCCGAACGCUCCUGCAGCCCACCAAGUACGUGAUCGUGGUGGAGCACGACUUGUCGGUGCUGGACUACCUGUCGGACUUCAUCUGCUGCCUGUACGGCGUGCCGGGCGCCUACGGCGUGGUGACGCUGCCGUUCUCGGUGCGGGAGGGCAUCAACAUCUUCCUCGAGGGCUUCGUGCCCACCGAGAACCUGCGUUUCCGGGAGAUCUCGCUCUCGUUCAAGCUCUCGCACACCGUCGAGGACGACACCCUCGCCGGCGCCAAGCACCGGCGCUACAGCUACCCGAACAUGGUCAAGUCGUUCCAGGGCAAGGGCGCCGACACCGCUGGCUUCAAGCUCGAGGUCGAGGCCGGCGACUUCACCGAUUCGGAGAUCAUCGUGCUCCUGGGCCAGAACGGCACCGGCAAGACCACCUUCAUCCGCAUGCUCGCCGGCCUGCUGCCGGCCGACCCCGGCUACCCGGAGAUCCCCAAGCUCAACAUGUCCUACAAGCCGCAGAAGAUCGCGCCCAAGUUCGAGGGCACCGUGCGCGACCUGCUCCAGAAGCGCAUCCGCGAGGCCUACCUCCACCCGCAGUUCGUGACCGACGUCACCAAGCCCAUGUUGAUCGAGGAGAUCAUCGACCAGGAGGUGCUCCACCUCUCCGGCGGUGAGCUCCAGCGCGUCGCGCUCGUGCUCGCGCUCGGCAAGCCGGCCGACAUCUACCUCAUCGACGAGCCCUCGGCCUACCUCGACUCGGAGCAGCGUAUCGUCGCCGCCCGCGUCAUCAAGCGCUACAUCCUCCACGCCAAGAAGACCGCCUUCAUCGUCGAGCACGACUUCAUCAUGGCCACCUACCUCGCCGACCGCGUCAUCGUCUACGACGGCGAGCCCUCCGUCGACUGCCGGGCCAACGCGCCCGAGUCGCUCAUCACCGGCAUGAACAAGUUCCUCAAGGCCCUCGAGAUCACCUUCCGCCGCGACCCGACCAACUUCCGCCCGCGCAUCAACAAGCUCGACUCGAUCAUGGACAGCGAGCAGAAGAGGGCCGGCAACUACUUCUUCAUGGACAACACGGAGGAGUAG
Messenger RNA from Acanthamoeba castellanii str. Neff, 1842 nucleotides. Its product is annotated as ribonuclease L inhibitor family protein. The coding region runs from base 1 to 1842 and encodes 613 amino acids. NCBI's taxonomy places the organism in Eukaryota, Discosea, Longamoebia, Acanthamoebidae. Gene Ontology annotation, biological process: translational termination; translational initiation; ribosomal subunit export from nucleus. Gene Ontology annotation, molecular function: iron ion binding; ribosomal small subunit binding; ATP binding. The transcript has 6 exons. The record is from RefSeq and is a predicted model, not a curated record.